AGGUAAUUUAAGACAUUAAACUUGCUAAAAUGUUACUUUCUCGUGAUAGUGUGUGCAUGAAGUAGCUGCAAAGCUUACAUAAUAUUGAAAUAGUACUAAAUAACAUUUAUUGCGCCAUGGAAUCAUAGAAACGAUUGAAGCGAAGCUACUCUGACAUGAUUUAUAUAACUAAUAUUCUUGUUGUUUUAUCAUAUCUGCAUCAGCUACAUUGUCUGUGUUAUCUUAAUUAUAAGUUUUAAUAUCUCUCUCUCUCUCUCUCUCUCUCUCUCUGUUACCAUACAAGUCAUCAUGCUGCAAUAGACACUGCAGAUUGUGUACACGGUACACCCUACAUCACUGCCAGACGUAAGAGUAAGAGUUAAAAAAAUAAUAAUUAAGUAAUUUCCUCACUGUAAAAUAUAAAUUACCUAAAAUUACCGGUUGAUACUUUUUUUGAUACUUUUUUUCAGUCAUGUUGUACAUUUUUACAUUUUGAUCAUUUUUUAUGGUACGUUUUAGUUUUUUCCACUGGGAACACUGGGAGGGGGACAUCACCAAGGUCACUCCCACCAUAACAAAACAACACUGACACCACCACAAAAAACACUAUGGCACCCUUGUUAAGCCAUGUCACCACCUUAACACACUCCAACCACCAGCACUGACACAAUAGAAUAACUGAAACAACCUAAUAAUACCCUCCUAAAGCGGCCUUGCUCUCUACGGAUACAGGACGUGGUGGGGACAAGAACCUGACAUGUAGAAGACGUGUAUCGCCUCCUCGGUUCGCCCUUAUCUAAAUGCAGCUGUCCGUGUUAUCUUCAGCCACUACAAACACAUUAUCAAGCACUUUACAUCCCGCGGUGACUGAGAAGGGUCAUUUUUACUUACUGGUGUGACUGAGAAAGGACAUUGAGCGUGCUACUGCCUGGGAAAUAAGGUGAGGAUACUUGUUAGGUUAGGUUAGGUUAGAUAUCUUAGUCCGUGUUAUCUUCAGCCACUACAAACACAUUAUCGAGCACUUUACUUCCUACUGUGACUGAGAAGGGGUGUUUUUACUUCCUGGUGUGACUGAGAAAGGACAUUGAGCUUACUACUGCCUGCAAAAUAAGAAGUGAAAGUGUGACCACCACUCCGCAGUAAGGAACACAAACAUGGAGUGGCUGUGGAUACCAGCCGUGGCCUUGGUGUCAGUGUUCCUCUUAGUGCUGUGUUGUGUCUUCUUCAAGGACUACACCUGCUGCCCCUGCCGCCGCAAAAGACCUUUGACACCUGAUGAUGUUGAGGCUGCUCCCCCUCCUCCUGCUUACAACGUGCCCAGAUCCAGUGGGUAUAGGUCCCCACGCCCGAGUGCCCCACCGCCUCGGCCCCCUUCGCGAUUAUCUUCGAUUUCUUCAGUCCAUUCAAUUUCUUCAGAGAUUAGCCGAGAAGCUCCAUUUACCUUCAACUUCAGAGGGAUCGUAAGUGCAAAUGACGCGGUGAAAAUACAGAACGGCAUCCCAGAGCUGGACCUUCAUACGUUGAGGGUCUGGGAAGCUAGGCAGGUGACACAAAUGUUCCUGAAACAGUCGCGAGGUCGCCAUCGUCGUGUGCGAAUAAUAACGGGUCGUGGCCUGCACAGCGUUGGCGGCAUACCCAAGAUCAAGCCAGAGGUUGAAACGUUAUUGGGCAACACUGGCUACACAUUCAGGGAGAUGAACAAGGGAGGCUGUCUAGAAGUUAACCUCUAGUUGUGGUUUACUUUAGCUCCAGUUCUGUUGGCUGAAUUGAGGGAACAAGGUGUACAAGGGAGGCUGCUUUGAGGUUAACCUGUACCUAGUUAUUGAUGGGUUUCUUCACUCAUCAAGGAAAAUUUUUUGUCGCCUGUGGUCCUGUCGCUUAUUUCAGGCAACAAAGUGGAACAUAAGUGAAGUAAAGCAGCAGUUUGCGUGGCCAUAAGUACUGAGAGGUGACAAGGUGUCCAGGAAUCCCAUCAACAUUUUUCUUAUAGUAUUUCCUGCUGUCACUUCAUGAUGUUGAGCGUGGUCAACAGAAAGCGUUCACUGAAGAUUUACUUACGACUGUUAGGUUUAUGCCUCUUGAGUCUGUCUGCUCCUGACUUCCAUAUUAAGACAAACACAUUUCUAUAGAUUUAUACUCAAAGCAGCAUAAGUAGACAUGUCCAAAAUAUCAACUGCCGCAGAAUAUUGAGAGAGAGAAAAAAGAAAAUAUUAGAGGGACCACAGGCUCAUGACUUAAGCAAUUUGAAGUGCCUUACAAAUGAUUCCAACUUAACUUCAUUCCAUUAAGCAGCAUAAGUAGACAUGUCCAAAAUAUCAACUGCAGCAGAAUAUUGAGAGAGAGAAAAAAGAAAAUAUUAGAGGGACCACAGGCUCAGGACUUCAGCAAUUUGAAGUGCCUUACAAAUGAUUCCAACUUAACUUCAUUCCAUUAAGCAGCAUAAGUAGACAUGUCCAAAAUAUCAACUGCAGCAGAAUAUUGAGAGAGAGAGAGAAAAAAUAAAGAUCAGAGGGACCACAGGCUCAUGACUGAAGCAAUUUGAAGUGCCUUACAAAUGAUUCCAACUCAACUUCAUCCCAGUAUGUGCUUCCAGGAAACAAAGUGCCUUCUGGAUACAUGGUAGCUUAGCGUCUCCUGGGCGAUAACAGCUUCAAAGGUCCAUUUACGCCACUGGAAUCAUGCACAUUAUUGAUUCAGAAUUUUGAGAGAGAGUUUAUCCAUGAAGAGCUGUGUGUGUUUGCCAAUUUGUAUCCAUCGUUCCACUUAGUAUAAACAUUGGGAAAACUACUCUGGAAAAGAUUUGUCGAGGUUUAAAAGUGAACAACUUCCUAAAACAAGAGUGGUCAUCAUUUUAAUAUGGUUCUUGCAGUUAUUUUUUACAUUGCAUAAUUUUUACUUCUACUUCUGCUACUAUUUUUAAUUUUUUUUACUGGUACCACUUGGAAGGAUGUCUGUGAAUUAGCAAACACACACCCUAUCUAUUUUUAUAUGAUAAGACCAGUAUUGUGUACCAAGGGCUAGUAGGUGUAUGUAAGAUCCGUUGCCAGGUCAUGUAGUAACAGAUUUGGUGACAGUUUUCCUUAUCCUACGUGUAAGACAACGCCAGUAUUAUACGUAUUACUGAAAACUUGGCGCUGCGUUCAUUUGGAAGUUUUAUCUGCAUUCUUUUUUUAUGUGCAAUUUUUAUUCCAUGACAGACCCUUCAGCGCGUGUGGUGUUACUAUGUUAAGACAACCACUUGUUACUGUACAUUGCGGGGUAUAAGGCAGCCCUUCAACCUCAUAAUUAAAGGACAGAGUUUAGGGGUUGUCUUAAGUGCCAUAUAUAAAAUCCUAACCUCUACAUAUGAGGCGUAUAGUGUACAAGAGGCGACCUGCCGUUUUUAUACUUCUGAGCAAAUCAUGUUUUAACCCCUUGACUGCGGAUUUCCUACACGCAGACAUCACCAAGCUCCAGGAAUGGAACUAAAAGUGGUUGCUACAAUUCAAUGAAGAAAAAUGUAGUCAUGCACCUUGGGAGGGAAAAUCCAGCAUACCAAUACCACAUGGGAAACACUCCACUGUCCACCACAGAGGCAGAGAGAGACCUGGGAGUAUAUGUUACCAGGCUACCAGUGAAGGAAAAAUCCGUGCCAAUUGCAGCGGACAGGUUAAAACAACUGCCGGACUACACAUCCCAUGCCAGACAAGUUUGACAGAAAAAUCAAGCAACUUCAGGCAUACAAAUAACCCGUUCAGAGGGCACUUUUUCCUCAUCUUGCUUCACCACACGAUGCAGCAAGAAUUAGCCACCAGAUGCCGCCCAAAACCACCGUAUCGUCACCUUCGUAAACAAACCGGCCUGUCAUUAUUUUCUACUUCUCAGGAAAUCAGAAAAGAACUGUCAUCAUCUCAUUUGUCUUAAGAUUUAGGCAGAAGUGAAAAGGCCAAUUCUAGAACACUCAAACCCUGAAUGACGAAUGCAACUAUACAAAAAUGGGUGUCACAUGAUGGAAAAUCGAUGUAAACAAAAACCUGGAAAUCGCUGAAAAAUGACUUAGGGGAUUAUUUUAUGAGGGUGAUGAUAUACUGCCUUCAAUGGUUUGGUCGCCCCUUUCACACUAAACGCCUCGUAUAAUAGUGUACAGGACAGCAGAGUAAGGCAUGACAACUACCAUACCCAAGGUGGCUAUGGGCCCCAAAAUUAGUACACUGAUUAUUACUACAUUGAACAGUAUUACCUUUGUUAGCACCGUUUCUAGGAGGAGGCUGCUCAGUGUGUGUGUGUUGGAGGGGGAAGGUCAUGUUAUUUGUUGGUUACCACUUUAUCCAUGGCAAGGUUAGGUCGCUAGGGCUUGACCAAAAAAUCUUUAUAUUAUAUUUUUCCCAAUUUCUACAGAUUUAUGUGCUUCUUACAUUGUGUGUUGGUGGAACUUAAAAAUAAUGCUGUGUUUUUUUUCAGUUCAUUGUAACCUUAUGUUGCUCAUUAGAUCAAUGAAUUAGUUCAUUUUACUAAGGAUAAUUUAUUUUGAUGGAUAACUGUUAUUUUGUUGCAUUCAUCACAUAAUUUUACAUGAUAAUCAGUUAUGGGCACAAAAAGUUUAUUAUUUUACAGAGUUAUACAGCAAUAGAGUGAUACAUAGUUGUUAAGAAUGGACUGGCUUGGCAAACUCUUCCAUUGCACAUGUGUUGCAAAUGGACCAAGAGAGCCAAACAUAUAGUAACUUUAGCUUUGGUAGGAUAAUGUUUAAGUCCAUGCCAAUUAGGUUAAGAAAUCUUAAUGAAUAGGAGCAAUAUUACAAUCACAAUAAGAAUAUGAAUUAAUUCAUCAAUUUAUCAAAGUAAUAUUUACACCACAAAAGUAUAACAUUGCUGUGAUAACUAAUUAUUUUGUGUGCCUUAGGGAAGAAGGUCAACGAGGAGUAAAUGGUUAAUUUUGGGGGAUGGGAGGAGAAACUUAACAGACGUCCACAUGACAUAGCCAAUUCAGAAUACCUACUUGAAAUGCCAUUUCAGUAUAAAGAAAAGUGGUUGGUUCAGACCAGUGUGCCUACUACCAAUCUGCAAGCCUGGGUUCAAAUCAAUGUCUGGGGAAGGUAAACUGUGGGAAUCCUAAUGUUGCACUGGCCUUGUGUCCUGGAUUAAUGGGUUCCUCCUACCACAGAUUUAACCCAUAGACGGCGAUGGAAAUGUAUAUAGACGGUCCAAAAUUCAGUCAUUAAGUUUUGUAUGGCAGAAAUAUAACAACACUUCCAGAGCACAGUAGAAUCUAUAUAUAGACGAUAGUUAAAACAUCUCUUGUGUGGCGUAACUAUUUAUGCUAUGGUCCUGAGGUUGGCAGUGAGUAUAAACAGACCAUUCAUUUUGGGGGGAGCUACUCUUCAAAUACUGCCGCCGUCUAAGGGUUAAUGGCCAAUCUUAUGAUGAGCACACACGCCACGCACAGCUAAUACCGUAUGCUCCCAACUCACCUUGAUAACCAAAUGAAAUCACACACAGACUAAACUUGAACUUCCUAACAUAAAAAAAACAUAUCUACUCAUUUGGUCAACAUAAUGGCACCAGCUGAGUGCACAAAGUAAUGUUAGGGAAAGAUGGUACUGAUCACUGUCAUACCAGCAGUUGUUGAAGCACUGGCUUGGGGUGGAUGGCAUGAGCUAGUCAGUCAGGCGGAGAGAGAGAGAGAGAGAGAGGGGGGGGGACGUUCCGUACAUACUCGUGUAAAAGUAAAAUAUGUCACAAAUUUUUUUAAGGAUAAGUCUGAGGGGUCUACUUUUACAUUUUACUGCUUUACUUGAGAGUUUUAUUCAUUCAUCAGUUCAUUAUAAUCAUUGCCUUGGAGAGGUCAACUUUAACGGGAGAUUGACCUCUACUUGACCUAGGUUUAUGAGAUCCAUCUUUAUGUAUAUUACUUUUCUCGGAACUUCAAUUUAUAUUUUGCAAUCACACAUAUUACGUACUUAACCCGGUAGCAGUGAUGGGCCAAAUUUGUGGCUUUACUGUGUAGCAGCGACGGGCCAAAUUUGUGCCAUGAUAUAAACCCCCAAAAAUAGAUGAUACAUAAUCUGAUCACAAAUGCUUUGAUAUAUAGUAUUAUGAAAUGGUUUGUGUGAGGGGUGAUUUUUUUCUCAUUUUUCUCGCUUGGUGGGACCAUUAAGAAACAUGAUCCUCGCUGCUACCAGGUUAAAUUUAAUCCAAUCAAAAUUUUAAAACAACAAAUUUAUCCAGUCAAGUCCAGUCAUAGUCUUGGGGGGGUCGCCUUUUACACAAGUACUUGUGGCAGAAGGAGGAAUAAUUUCUAUAUCACAUGCCAAAGUUAUCUGUAAGAGAUGCCACGGCUGUUAGGAGCUACCUGAAAGAAUUAUAUGUAUUAUCGGUUUAUUAAUUAGGAAGGAAAUUAUUGUAGGUAAAUUGUAGUGAUGUUCUAUUGUUAAAAAAAAGACAAGUCAUUAUGUUAUCUCUGUUACAAGUUCCUGUUGUGUUAGUUCAGUUUAAUUAAUGUAAGUUUGGUACAUUGUCAGUUUGUUUUUUAUUUUUAUAUUUGCGAGGAUGUUUAAUGUUCAGUGAUUUAUAUUCCUGUUGUUGGUAUGCAUUUUUUGUACUAGUUUUUAGGGUGUAACUUUUAAACUCCUUUGUGUUAUUUUUUCGCUCUUGUCGGUUUAUUUUUGGUUUUAUUCAUGUUGUGUUCCCUUUUUUUUACAUUUGUUUUAUGCCAUCUUGAUUAUUUUUUAUAUUUUUUGUACUAUUUUUUGGGGUAUAACUCUUUUAUUCCUUUGUGUUUUUCUUUCCCUCUUAUCGGUGUAUUUUUGGCUUUAUUCUUCUUUUUGUGUUUUAAUUUUGUUAUGUUUGUUUUAUGCUGUCUUGAUUUUUUUUUUUUUUUUUUUUUUUUUUUUUUUUUUUUUAUACCUUUUUUUCAUUCCUUUGUGUUUUUCUUUCCCUCUUGUCAAUUUACUUUUUGUUUUUAUUCAUGUUGUUGUGUUCCAUUUCUUUAUUUACAUUUGUUUUAUGCCAUCUUGAUUAUUUUUUGUACUCUAUUUUGGGGUAUAACUUUUUAAUUCCUUUGUGUUUUUCUUUCCCUCUUAUUGGUGUAUCUAUGGUUAUAUUCUUGUUUUUGUUUUAAUUUUGUUACAUUUGUUUUUUGCCAUCUUGGUUAUUUUUCAUAUUUUUUGUACUAGUUUUAAGGGUAUAACCUUUUAAUUCCUUUGUGCUUUUCUUUCCCUCUUAUCAGUAUAUUUUUGGCUUUAUUCUUGUUUUUGUGUUUUAAUUUUGUUACAUUUGCUUUAUGCCGUCUUUUCAUAGGCUACUAGUUUUUAGGGUAUAACCUUUUAAUUCCUUUGUGCUUUUGUUUCCCUCUUAUUGGUGUAUUUUUGGUUAUAGUCUUGUUUUUGUGUUCCAUUUGUUUUAUGCCGCCUUGAUUUAUUUUUCAUAAAGUUUUGCAUGCCAGAAUUAUUUGUAGUUUAUUCAUAUUUUCAUUACUUUCAUUCCUCUUUCAUUGUAACUGUGGAUAGUCUUGCUUCUUCUACACUUUCCCUUGCCCCUUACUACUUAGGCACUUGAUUUUCUUUAUUGUAAGUGUGCAUGGCCUAUCAUCAUCUACACUUUCCCUUGCCCUUAUUAUACUUAGGCACUUUUUGUUUCUGUUGCCUCGUCACAUUCAAGCAGUGUCGAAAUUUGCAUCUUUUGUGUACCUGAGAAAAAAAAGUUCAAAUUUCUUAUCAUGAAUUCCCUUUUUUAUAUAUUUAGUUUUCUAUUUACUCGGAGUGUUGUAUUCCUGCAGUGUCACAAAUUUUCAUCUUUCAGGAACCUGCUGAGGCACUAUGUCACUAUUUUUAUUAUUAUUAUCAAUGAGAGACGGCAAGUUUGAGGUGUGCUGAUAGCAUUUUUAGCGUCGUUUUCCUACUAUACGGUUAUACAUUUAUAUCAAAGGACAGUGCAAGUUUUUAUGACGCAAUAUGUAUUAUGUUAAGUCCAAAACAUCCAUAAUAAAGCGUUGGAUUAAGCAAU
Eriocheir sinensis (Chinese mitten crab) is the source of this 7961-nucleotide messenger RNA. RefSeq lists its product as uncharacterized. The record is from RefSeq and is a predicted model, not a curated record. Lineage: Eukaryota; Metazoa; Arthropoda; Malacostraca; Decapoda; Varunidae. The transcript has 5 exons. The coding region runs from base 1134 to 1709 and encodes 191 amino acids.